CGUUAUCGUGCGCACCCCCGAGGGAUGUGUGCACAAAUGGUGGUGUAACGUGCGCGGUCGGUGUAAAAGGAGAGACAAGCGUCUCUUGCGUGCGUGCGUACGGUCGACGUCGGGCUCCGAACAGUCGAGAAGCACCCAGCCAUUAGUCGCAAUGGUCACCGACAAUACCAGUCAGGCUGAUGACACGACAGCAUUUCUUCGCGCUGCUCGAUCCGGCAACCUCGAGAAAGUGGUCGAAUUUCUCGACACCGAUUUAGAUAUUAAUACAGCCAACUUGAACGGUUUAAAUGCCUUGCAUUUAGCUUCGAAGGAUGGCCACGUCGAAAUAGUUACCGAAUUAUUAAAAAGGGGCGCAAAAGUUGAUGCGGCAACAAAGAAAGGAAAUACCGCGUUACACAUAGCUUCGUUAGCUGGCCAAUCUGAAAUAGUCAAUAUACUUAUUCAAUAUGGUGCCGCGGUUAAUAUCCAGUCGCAAAAUGGAUUCACUCCUUUAUACAUGGCUGCGCAGGAGAAUCACGAUCAGGUCGUCAAGCUCUUGCUCGGCAAUGGAGCGAAUCAAAGUCUCGCGACUGAGGAUGGUUUCACACCGCUUGCUGUUGCGAUGCAGCAAGGACACGAUAAGGUAGUCAGUGUACUCUUGGAGAACGAUUCGAAAGGCAAAGUCAGACUGCCGGCACUUCAUAUCGCUGCGAAGAAAGACGAUUGCAAAGCAGCUGACUUGCUUUUACAAAACGACCAUAAGCCCGAUGUGACGUCGAAGAGUGGCUUCACCCCUCUUCACAUCGCCGCUCAUUAUGGAAACGAAGAAAUAGCACGGUUAUUAAUAAAACGAGGAGCAGAUGUAAAUUAUUUAGCUAAGCAUAAUAUAAGCCCGCUACAUGUUGCGGCAAAGUGGGGCAAAAACAAUAUGGUUAAGAUAUUGUUGGAGAACUCUGCACAAAUCGACGCCAAGACCAGAGACGGUUUAACUCCGCUACAUUGCGCGGCGCGAUCGGGACAUGAACAGGUUAUCAGCACGCUUCUUGAAAAUUCAGCGCCAAUUAGCGCGCGUACUAAGAAUGGGCUUGCACCGUUACAUAUGGCGUCUCAAGGAGAUCAUGUGGACGCUGCAAGAGUGCUGUUGUACCAUCGGGCGCCAGUAGACGAAGUGACCAUCGACUAUUUGACUUCGCUUCACGUUGCCGCACACUGCGGUCAUGUUAGAGUCGCUAAGUUGCUACUUGAUCGUAAAGCCGAUCCGAACGCUCGAGCUCUCAACGGCUUCACGCCACUCCAUAUCGCUUGCAAGAAAAACCGCAUCAAAGUGGUAGAACUCCUGUUGAAGCACGGUGCAUCUAUUGAAUCGACCACGGAGUCCGGACUGACUCCAUUACAUGUGGCCAGUUUUAUGGGGUGUAUGAAUAUCGUGAUAUUCCUACUGCAGCAUGAAGCCAAUCCUGACGUGCCAACUGUUAGGGGUGAAACACCCCUACAUCUGGCAGCCAGAGCUAAUCAAACAGACAUUAUUCGAAUUUUACUAAGAAAUGGUGCCAAAGUCGAUGCUCGUGCAAGGGAACAGCAAACACCGCUUCAUAUAGCAUCUCGAUUAGGAAAUAUCGAUAUUGUUAUGCUGUUGCUGCAGCACGGCGCGGCCGUGGACACUGCUACGAAAGAUAUGUACACGGCACUUCAUAUUGCAGCGAAGGAGGGUCAAGAAGAGGUGGCGGCCAUUCUCGUGGAGAAUAAUGCUUCUCUCAAGGCUACAACGAAAAAUGGCUUUACACCUUUACAUAUCGCGGCUAAAUAUGGAAAUAUGAAUGUUGCAAAUAUACUCUUGCAAAAAGAAAGCAAACUCGAUGUCCAAGGAAAGAACGAUAUUACGCCUUUGCACUUGGCAUGUCACUAUGAUCAUCCAAACGUUGCGACUCUCCUAUUAGAAAAAGGAGCAUCGCCUCAUCUUGCAUCGCAAAAUGGACAUACUCCUCUACAUAUCGCUGCUCGCAAAAACCAGAUGGACAUAGCUUCUACUCUCUUAGAAAAAGGGGCGAAUGCAAAUGCGGAAUCCAAAGCGGGUUUCACCCCGUUGCAUCUGAGUUCACAAAAAGGACAUUAUGAUAUGACAAAUUUGUUAAUUGAGCAUGGUGCCAAUCCCAAUCACAAAGCCAAGAACGGACUCACGGCGUUGCAUUUAUGCGCGCAAGAAGAUUUCAUUAGAGUGGCCUCUAUCUUGGUAAAAAACGGGGCCGAUGUUGAAAGUCAAACAGAAACUGGUUAUAGACCGAUACACGUGGCCGCACAUUUCGGAAAUCUAUCAAUGAUACGCUUUUUGUUGAAACAUAGUGCCACUAUCGACGUUAAAACUAAUCAGAAUUACACCCCGCUUCAUCAGGCCGCUCAACAAGGUCAUGCUCAUAUAGUCACUGCUUUGUUGGAAGGAAAUGCUUCACAUAAAGCGCAAACUAACGAUGGCUUAACUGCAUUGAACAUAGCACAAAAAUUAGGAUAUAUUUCCGUGAUGGAAGUGUUGAAAGGGUUGCCUUACGACAGCAUGACUCCGGAUAAUAAAAAUUGGGAGGAAAAGUACAAAGUAAUAGCCCCAGAAAGCUUGCAAGAAACUAGUUUUAUGUCUGAUUCGGAAGAUGAAGGAGGUUCUGAUGCGUUAAUUAGCGAACAACCUUAUCGAUAUCUCACGGCAGAUUUAAUGAAGAGUUUAAGAGAUGAUUCGUUACCCAUUGACGUUACUAGGGAUGAUCCAGUGCACAGACAAGUUACCAAAGAAGAGAAGCAGGAAUUUGCACAAAGCAAUAAUUAUUGUUUAGCAGAAAAUUUUGAUAACGAUGGACUGAAUCUGGGGAAGCUGCAUUUUAGAUCAUUUUUAAUUAGUUUUCUGGUGGAUGCACGUGGCGGUGCUAUGAAAGGAUGUAGACACAGCGGUGUGCGCAUUAUUGUACCGCCUCGAAGAGCAACGAUGCCGAUUCGCGUAACAUGCAGACUAGUAAAAGCAAGUAAAGUGGCGAAUCCACCCCCUUUGAUGGAAGGGGAGGCUCUUGCUACUCGAAUUAUCGAGAUGGGUCCGGUGGGCGCGAGAUUUUUAGGACCCGUCUUAAUUGACAUACCGCACUUUGCAUCGGUUCGCGGAAAAGAACGGGAAAUUAUUAUUCUGCGAAGUGAGAAUGGAGAAACGUGGAAGGAACAUGAUAAUUCUGUGGAUAAUGAUGAUACUCUUCUCAAUACACCUUAUGAUCCUCAAAUGAGCGUUGCACACUCGGGCAGAAUCACUCGUAUAAUUACCACAGACUUUCCACAAUAUUUCGCUAUCAUAACUCGAAUCAAGCAAGAAGUUCAUGUUAUCGGCGCCGAGGGUUGCAUUUUGUUAUCCAGCGUUGCGAAUCAUGUACAGGCUGUUUUUCCACCGGGAGCGUUAACGAAGAAAAUUAAAGUCGGCUUGCAGGCGCACGUCAUUCCGGCUGAACUCACGGCCAAAUUGCUAGGCAAUUGCGUUGCCGUUUCACCGGUGAUUACAAUUGAACCCAGACGACGGAAGUUCCAUAAACCGAUAACCCUUACGAUCCCUGUACCGCAAGCGGCAAACAAGGGGAUGAUCAAUCAAUAUGGAGGAGAGACACCUACUUUACGCCUCUUGUGUAGCAUUGCGGGUGGGACCAACGAGUCACAAUGGGAAGACGUUACUGGAUCAACGCCGUUAACCUUUAUGAACGAUAAAGUGUCGUUCACCACUACUGUUUCAGCAAGAUUCUGGUUGAUGGAUUGCAGAAAUAUCGGCGCAGUACCAAAAAUGGCAACGGAAUUAUACGAGGCAUCCUUACAUGUGCCAUAUAUAACAAAUUUUAUAAUAUACUCGAAGAGAAUGGAUAUGUUAGAAGCCACAUUGAGAAUAUUGUGCAUGACCGAUGGCAAGGAAGGCAUGCACACUUUAGAAAGACAAGAAGAAUUUACGGAAAUCGUUAAAAGUCGCGACGUUGAGGCACUUGACGGGAAAGAUCUUUAUAUUGAAUUUAGUGGGAACUUAGUACCGGUAACAAAGUCCGGCAUGCAAUUGAAGUUCACAUUUAGGGCUUUCCGACAAAAUCGAUUAUCAUUCCAUGUUAAAGUAAAAGAUCCGUUACUGGAUCCAGUAGCGAGGAUGUUAUUCAUGCGAGAACCAAAAGUUGCUAAAGGAGAACCAUCUCAGCAACCUAUUUGUGUGUUAAAUAUUGUUCUUCCUGAAAAUAUAAUUAAACAUGAUAUGCAGAAAAAAUUAAAAGGUUACGAAGAUUCUAAUGUCAUAAAUCAAAAAUUAGAUUACUAUAAAUCAAAGUACAAAAUGGAACAAAUGGAAAAAACCGAUAAGCCCAAAGAAACCUCCUCACCAACGGAAAAGAAAUUCAUAACCGACACAUUACAAAAGGAACAAACAGAUGCCGCUAUCCACGAAUCCUUUGCACAAAAAGCGGCUUGUCCCCUAGAAUCUGUAGAUGCUAGUUAUCCCAAUAAAGUAGACGCCGGUCAGUCGGAACCGGACCUAUCGCCCGAUCUCGAAAGGCAAACAUACUCGGAGAAGCGUAAAUUUUGGGAGGAUAUGUCGAAGAAACGCGAAAAUUAUCAACGUUCUGAAUCCGAGAUCUCGAGGACCUCUCAAUUGACCAUUAAUGAAAGCGACAGCGAAACAUGUCCACCGAAUGUCAUGUCCGAGGAGGGUGAUGGGACCACUGAAGGCAUCUCAGACGUCAUAAGAUCGGAGACCAUCGAGGACAUCAAUGUGCCGGACAUCUCGGAGUGUUCUGUGGCGGAAAAGGCGCAUUACUUUGAGGAGCAGAUUCAAAAAGAGAUAGCUAAGGGCACACCAAGACUGCAGCAAGAUUCCGUCAAGUCUGAAAAAGACAAACCCAUUUUUAAAGGUAAAUCGAUCGACGACCAGAAGAUUCGCGUGGAAAAGAGUAUAGUAGAAAUGACGAAAGAGAAAAUCGAUAUCGAAGAGAAACAUAUAGCAGAAGCGAGAGAGAUAGAGAAAAUUUUGAAAGCCGCUAUUGAGAGUGAUAAACGGACGAAGGAGACAAGGAAAGACCCGAAAGAUGAAAAGGAAAAGGAUAGCGAUAAAGAAGUACGUGAGGAAGUUCAAAAGAUAACAGCUCAGCCAGUGAUGGAAAUUUGCAAGGAAUUAUUAAAUAAGGAAAGAGAACUCGCUGAGGAAAUACAGGUGAGACCUACUCCAGUUGCACAAGUUCAAGAAGUUAGUGCAGAAACGAAAAUAUUUGAAAAGGAACAAAUGGACAUUAAAAUUAAAUCAUUUCUUCUGGAUGAUAAAACGGAAAUCGAACAAUUCCUUGAAGAGGAGAGGCGAAUCAUUGAAGAAGAGGCGGAAAUGAAAGAAAAGAAAACGAUGGCUGACACUAGUUCUGAUAAGGAAAGAAAAUCUAUCGCUGACACGGAGAUCAAACAGAUAAAAAAAGAAUUCGAAUCUCGCAUUCCGAUUUCCACGGCAAUGGCUGAGAAAGAUAAAAGCCAAAAAGAAGGAAAAGGAAAAACAUCUGAUAAACCUGAGGAGAAAUCGCUAAAAAGUUCUCCUACGGAAAAAGAAAAGGAUACCUCACCAUUUAGCAAGAAGAAAGAAUUUGAAUCUCGUAUACCCAAACGUAUUAUGGAAGGAGCGACGGUAAAAGAAAAAGAAGGAAUAAAAAAAGAUUUUUCGGGACGGAAAGAUGGCGAAACCGUUACUGUCACCGAGAAGAAAUCUAGCGAGGAGGUUACGCGGCAUGAAGAACGCUUGACUACGAAGAGCAAGAUGCAAACUUUUUCCAAGACCUUUACCGAUGCGCAGGACGCGUUUAAGAUGUUUGAGAAUAUAAGUGCAAUGAGAGACAAGGAUUUCGAUACAAUUACUUCAAAGAUUGAUACCAAGGCUAUUAGUAAAGUGGAGAAGAAGGAGGUGCUUUCAUCAGAGAUCUCCAGUGGUGCGGAUAAAUUUAUAACUCAUGAAGAAAAGGAGAAAGUGGAACGGAAAGAAUCCUCAGAGUCUAAACUGACUAAGGAGUCACCGGUUGAGAUAAUAGAGGAAAAGAAGAGCAAGAGUGAGGAGAUGGAUAAGACUGCUGUGCAGAAGAUGUCGAUGAAUGUGAUGGAAGGUAAAAAAGUGAUAGACGCAAGCGCUUCUGAAUCUAAAGCGAAGAGUACAAAGGAAGAAUUAUUUAAACUGCUGGAGGACAGUGAGGGAACUGCGAUGGAAAAAUCUGGAAUUAAUAGAGACAGGAAAAGCGAUGUGGAUGUGGCGAUUAGGAUCAAGAGGGACGAUGCGAAAGAAGUAGAAGACAUUAAAGAAUUGCCUAAAACAGCUAAAGUCGAAGGAAUAGACUUGGAAAAGGUUGAAACGAUCACGCAAGGACAGUCUUACAAAGAGAGUUUGGAGAAAUUUAAAGUCGAACAGUUUGUACCUAGUCAAAGAGACAAGAUGGAUUCAACUGAAAAGGCUAAAAAAGAUGAACAAUUUCCGAGCGAAGAACCUUUAAUAUCUUUGGAGAAGAAAGAACAAUUAAUCGCUAAAGAAAUAGAAGCGAGAAAUAUAGCGGAGGGUCUAAUACAAUCGAUUGAGAGUGAGAUUGAGAAAAGAUCAUCAUCAGGAUUGAAAUCACAGAUGUUGAGUAAAGAAUAUUUAGAUCAAUUGAUUUCCGAGAGUAGCGAUACUGAUCACGAAAAACUGGCAGAUGAUUUAACAAAAAAGUUUGAAAGUAUUAUGAAAGAUGAGCAAUUGGAUCAUUCGGGAACAACACUAUCGAAGACCUUACAAGAAGAAUUAUUUGAGAAAGGAUACACCAGAGACAGUAUUAGUGAAGAUAUAACAAAAGACGAAGAAUUGUCAUUGCAUGAUCGAGAAGAGAGUUUACAAUCAUCGUCUCAAGCUAGACAAAGUCUCCAGGACAGAGACAUCACUAUAAGUCCCAGCAGUAUAUCUGAGCAAAUUGAUCUAGAAGAAACAAUCGACGUUGAUACUGGAGAAUUAGAGGAUAUAUCUAAGCCUACAUCCAGUCCACAAUCUGAAAAAGUUCGUUCAGAUAGAUCAAGCGGGCAUAUCGAACCACUUCAGAAGGAUAUAUAUAGUGAUACUAGUGUCUCGAAAGAUAAGAUAAUAUCAGAAAUUUCAGGUGCUAGAGUGCUAGAAAUUUUAGAACCAGGCGCGGACAGUCGACAAGACUCAGUCGACGUGCCGUCCUUAGAGUUAGACGAGCACAAAGUAUCCGAACAAACUAGCAGAGAUGUAGCUUCUUUACACGAGAGUGUGGCUGUAGAUUCUUUGGAGAAGAUCGGUCAGGAGAAAGAUGUGACUGUCAGUUCUAGCACAGUAUCCGAGGAUGUUAAUGUAGACUAUCCUCCGGUUCAUGAGAAUGUUCUAUCCUCAACUGUUCCAUCGAAAGAAUACGACGCAGGGGACAGACGAAGAGCGGAUAGUUUCGAAAUCGAAAGUCCGCCGUUAUUUUCGCCAAGGAUAAAACAUGUAAGCGAUUUAGAAAUCAAGCCAGUUGAUUGGAUGAUCGGUGACGAGAAGAUUGAAAUAUCAGAAACGUUGCAGCCUUCUCAAGUAUUCAAUCAAGAGUUGGAGGAGUACGAAUCGUCAUUACGACAUGAUCGCACUUUAUCUCAGGAUGAAUCCGUAGACUUGGAACAAGAGUCCGUGACUAAGUCUUCGGAGGAGAUCAGUGUGAUUGAAUCAGUCAAAGAAUCGGUUGCCAGUGAUGUUAAUGUAACCGUUACGACUACUACAACCAAGAUAACAAAGUUUACUGUAAUCCCAGUGAUCGAGCCGGACUUUGAAAGCGAAAUAGUAGAAAAUAAAUUAGAGAUUACUUGUCAAGAGUUGGUCGACGCUUUGCAACGAGAACACGAUGCCAAGACACCGACGGGCGAAUACGCAGUAAGUAUACGGCAGUCGAUACCAUGCGAAGAUUUUGACUGGGAAACGAGUAUUACCGAAGCUGUUACAGAAAUGAUACCUAUGAAAGAGGAGGAAACAAAAGAUUUAACUGUGGAAAUUACAGAAAUUAAAGAGAUAACAGACAAACAACAAGACAUUUCUGCAAAUAUAGUAUCUACAAUAAAGGAAGGAAAAGCAGAUUUUAUGCAGCAUAUUAUAGCUGAAGAAACACAAAAAGAAGAAGAACUUGAAAUUACUGAUAAAACAAUAAAAGAGUCAGAGGCUAUAAAAGAAAAGAUUACUGAAACUAAAAAAAUUCCGAAAGAUUCCACGAAAGAAGAAUCAGAACUACCUAAGUGUGCGAGAGUUGAUGAUGUGCUAAAAGAAUGGACGGAAACUUAUUUGGCAAAGAUCAAACCUCCCAGUGAAGAAUACAAACGACAUAUGGAGAAAACCACCGAGAAGCACGAUAAGCCCAGCAAAUCGACGAUUGCUCCUUCUGAUACUUGUGCCUUGAAAAUAAAGAAAGAUGAUCUCCAGAGCGUCGAUUUAAGCGCACGAUAUGCGAUAACAGUGCUAGAUCAAGUGGUGAAGAAAGAGAUCGCCGAAGUGAAAGAAUCCUUGGAAGCGGCUAAACAAGACUUGAUAGAAGAACUGAGUGAGAACAGUCAGACCGUGAUUCAAAUCAAAGAUUCGCCUUCAGAGUUUCAGUUCAAACUCCAAUCGGAAUCCAUCCCAAACGAUUUGCCGUUUUUAUACAGACCACCGUCCAUUGAACAUGUUCCUGUCGAGACUGAAGCCGAAAUUGGAGUUAUUACGCAAAGCGAUUUAUCAAUUGUGGAAACUCAAAAAUUCGACGAAGCAAAGCAAGAAGACCCGAAAGAUACCGACGAUGACAAACUAUCUAUCCAAGAAAUUACCACCAUUGACGACAGACCAAUCGAUGUUAAAGCAUCUGAAAUCGAUAUCGAGAAACAUGAAGAAGAAGAAACCAUAAUAACCAUCGAUGAACAACAGGAGGAAGAAGAGGAGGAAGGUCGUCCCAGCCCGCUUCCUCUCAGUAGAUCAUCUGACGUCGGUUCGGACAUGGAUAAUAGGGACGACAGCUACUCCUUGGCACCACCUUAUCCGGCACCUAGAAAACGUCAAAAACCGGUUAGGAUAUCAAAAAAAGUUAAGACCUCGGAAAGCGAAGCCGACGUUUCGAGUUCUGGCGAAAGCAGCAACUACCAGUCCUGUGAUUACGAAAUUGGCAGCGGAAGCAGACCCAGUUCGUCCGAUGUCGAGGCAUUACAAUCUGCUGUGGGUGGCAUCCAAUCCGGAACCGUUUCGGAGUAUGAGACGGCGAUGAUGUCUGUUGAACACGAGACAUCGAAGACAUUGCCAACAUCACAAGACUAUCAGACUGCAGCAAGUACGUUGAGUUCCCAUGAAUCCAUGAAGUCUUUAAAUUCUCUCAGCUCGGGUCAUCUUGGCAGCAUCGAUAGUACCAGUGAGUUGUCAGAGACGCUAGUACCCUCGGAGGAAGCGGACGUGGAUAUAGACGAGAUAGAGGAGAACCUGGAAAGCGCAUUAGACGCGGAACAAGAGAUGGCUGAAGCAUCAGACUCUUCCGGUAGUGAAGAAAUACCAAUGGAUGAAGCCAUGGACAAAAUUGAUAGUCACAUACCAUGCCGUAUGAAACGUUCGUCCGAGAUGAUUUUCCAACAGAUUGUGGACGACAGCGUCAGCAUGGAAACGGAGUCUAUGAAUGAAAUGUUGGAGAAAGAUCAGGCCAAAGUCGCGGAUUCAGCCAUUUCUGCCUCUAUGGAUGCGCCCGGAGUCCUUCAAUCUGUAGACAUAAUGACAUCGCGGGUAUCCGAAGACGGGGUUCAAAGUGUAUGCACUCAGGUGAUCUCUACACGAGUUAUUAUUCCCAGCGAUAGCGAAGAAGAAAAGGUGGAAGGUUUAAAUGUACAAAGAGAUACAGAAAAGGAUGCGGAGAUGAUGGAUGUGGAAACGAUAAAAAGUUUGGAACAGAGAUCGGAUCAUGAGAUAACUGGAGAUGAAGGUCUCGAACCGAUACAGUCAACAUCCGUCCAUUCGAUGAUGCAACAGGCCAGCAUGUCCCUAUCUUCGGCAUCGGGCAUGUCUUUUGACACAGUCGUAGAGAAAGAUAAGUCCGAGCGUCAUUCACCUGACAGCGAUUCUUUCGAGCUCGUAGAUAAGCCCGAUAUCAUUGAUGACUUUGUGGUGAUCGAAGAAGUCGGACGUGAAGCAGAGGAGUUUGAUGCUGAAGGUAAGAGCAUUCGCAUCAGCUCAAUACCUCAAACCACCAGCAAGCAGUACGAUCGCGACCUAGAGAAUCUAAUUACGGAGAACAAAGAGGACGCGCAGGUAUCAACGAGUCAGACGUCAAGGAAUAAUGAUUUGUUUGACUUCGAGUCCGAAGAGAGUCCGCCCCAAGCGUCAAACGAUGAUCAAUCUCAAUCUUAUUCUGAUGAAGAGCAGUACGAGAAUAAGAAAUGGAUAGAAAUGCAGUUCCAUGCAGACGCGCGAGUGUACGAUAUAGAAUAUGACCGCGGACCAUUAGAGGAUAUCAAAGAGGAGGAGGUCACAGAUUUUGAGGCCGGAAGUAGUAGACUCGGCAGUUUAGGCAGUCACAAAGAAUCUAUAGGCAGUGUGGGAAGUAUGCGUGGUAGUUUCGGUAGUACACCGGAUUACGAUAUCUUAGGGAAGAAAUAUUUCAGCAAGCCUGCGGAUCAUGACACUGUGUCCUUGACCUCACUGCAGGAAUUUGAACAUUUAGAGAGUACUGUGGCAGCUGAGAACUCACGGAAAUUACAAUGCGGUUCACAGGAUUCCAAUAGUAAUAAUGGCAGUCUUCCGAAAAGGUACGUGACCGGUCGUUCAGGUCAUGGCGAUGACGUUUCAUUGUCUUCACUAAAGGAUUUUGAAGGGUUGGAAAAAGCCUGCAGAGAGGCUCAUUUGAUGGAGCUACGGGCUCGUGAGGAAGAGGAACUACUAGAACAUGAAAGUCCAGAAAACAAAUAUAAAUUGGAGAAUCUGCCGCGAUCGAGGACGGAGACUAGUGCAGCUGGUUCGUUUAAUCCUAGUACUUCCGGAUCGGAUGACUAUGAAAAGAGGAUAAAAGAGAUCGACGAGAUAAUACGUAUUGCUCAGUCUAACAUGGAGAAGUUUGAACGGCAGGACGACACUACGGAAGACAUUUCGCAAAUCGAGAUUACUGAUGCUGAGAGAGCUUUCGCUCAACCAAUUCCAGAAACUCUUCUAGAAGAAACGAGAGAACUCGAGGAGGCACAAGCGGCACAAAAAGAAAGCAAUAUUAUGGAGACCAGUACGGACUCUCUAGAAAUGGAAGAUAAUGCAGAAAAAAAAUAUCAACAAUUGUGUCGAAGCUCUGAUUCUCUAGAGAUGAAGACAACACUGGACUUUCCGUCCUUGAGCUCGGAUUCGUUGAACAAUAUAAAAGACGCAAAGGAAACGCCAGAAACUGUCGAGCGAUAUGGUGGCAACGCAAGACGAAUUUCUUCAGAUUCUCUUGAAAUGCCUUUGUUAGAGCAACAUGAUAUCAGUGCAUCCGAGAGAAGCAGCGGUAGUAAUGGGCGUCACGCAGAGGAAGAAACGGACCACUCUGUUGGACAAACAUCUUCGACGGAAACUAAAACGAGAAAUGGUAAAACGUAAACGUCACCAAGUAGUGGUACAUAGGAUAAUUUUCGUAGAUAAACGGACCAUCAGGAAGGAUUUUUGCCACGGUUUCGUAAAUAUAUUACCGAUUAACUCAAGAAGCUUUAUAUGUAAAACACGAUAUUGAUUAUAAUGUACUAAAGAACUUGUGCAUUACGGAUACUAUUACAUUUUGUCUUUGUUUUAUGCAAUGUCUUCUGAUAACAUUUACAUUAUGCUUAAGUAAGAUAGUUGCUAUCUUUAUAAUAUAAUGUUGUUGCGUGGGAUGAGGAAGUGAAAGAAUGCUUGCUUGUUUGCUAUUAUUAAAUUAAGAUAGACGUAUUUGUUAAUAAUUCUUACUGUAUUCGUUCAGAAAAACGCAAACAAUUUUAACUGUUUUUGACAUUUUUAUAUACAUUAAGUUGCAUUUUUUAACACGUACUUUGAAGUGCUACUUACAUGUUCUACUUGUAUUACAACGCGUACGACACUGUACUAUUAUAGCGUAUUUUAUAAACAUUUUGAUUAUAGGAUGUCUUUGUGGAUGCGAAUUAAAUUUUAUAAUAUAUUUGACGUAUUUCGUAUCAUGUAAUGAUUUCAAGCAACGUUUACGAAAAAAAAUUCAAAAAUACAAUAAUGCUAUCUUAACGUACGUUUACAAAAGAAGACAAAUACAUAAUACCUAAAUAGAAAGUUUUAUAUGCGAAUAUAUAUUUAGGACACAUACACACACACACACA
Mycetomoellerius zeteki is the source of this 12291-nucleotide messenger RNA. Its product is annotated as ankyrin-2. Bases 152 to 11569 code for a protein of 3805 amino acids. The record is from RefSeq and is a predicted model, not a curated record. The transcript has 28 exons. NCBI's taxonomy places the organism in Eukaryota, Metazoa, Arthropoda, Insecta, Hymenoptera, Formicidae. Gene Ontology annotation, cellular component: cytoplasm. Gene Ontology annotation, molecular function: protein binding.